AUGGACCCAGAUCCUGAUCCAGGAAAAGAGAGAAGACAAGAACCUACCGGGGAAAAACAGAAAACCUACCGUGGGAAAAGAGGAAAAACAGAACACCUACCGGGGGAAAAGAGGAAAAACAGAAAACCUACCGGGGGGAAAAGAGGAAAAACAGAAAAUCUACCGUGGGAAAAGAGGAAAAACAGAAAACCUACCGUGGGAAAAGAGGAAAAACAGAAAACCUACCGGGGGAAAAGAGGAAAACAGAAAACUACCGGGGAGAAAAGAGGAAAAACAGAAAACCUACCGGAGGAAAAGAGGAAAAACAGAAAACCUACAAAGGGAAAAGAGGAAAACAGAAAAACUGCUGAAGGAAACGAUGAAAACAAGAAUUACUUGAGGAAAGGCGGAAAAGAGGAAAAAAGAAAACCCAUACAUGAGGAAAAAAAAGAAAACUCCCAAGGAAAAGACGAAGAUGAAAAACGAAGAAAUUACCACUCAAAACUGAAAACUUAA
Molecule: messenger RNA, 495 nt
Organism: Eurytemora carolleeae
Lineage: Eukaryota; Metazoa; Arthropoda; Copepoda; Calanoida; Temoridae
Product: cylicin-2-like
Exons: 2
Coding region: 1-495 (164 amino acids)
Source: RefSeq, a predicted model, not a curated record